AUGCAGGAGCACGAGUGGGCCAUAACUCACUUGGUAGAGCUAUCAGCCAGAUACAUUCCAGCAUUUUCAGGUGGUGUUGGAAUAAGUGGGCCUUCUUUUGUGAAAAAUAACACAUUGUUAGAAAAGCCACAAACUCGGAGCCCAUCGGACAUUUUGUCAUUAUUGAAAAAACCUCAGCAGUCUGACACUGUACAAGACCAGACUUCAGGACAAAUGCCUUGUCGAAAUAACGAUGUCACUACAGGAUAUGCAAAUAGCUCUCAGGGGCCCAGCACGGAGCAUGUCCUGUCACCUUGUGAUCAAAAUCCAAGAAUGUCUGCAGGGUCAAAUUUGGGUGGUGGCACAGCACCAGUGGUAGAGAAGUCAGCAUAUCAGAUGGCAGCUCACAGGGGAUUAGAAAACCAAGAACCCCAGUCUUCUAAGUAUUAUUCAGUGGUGUGGUGUAAGCGCUCAAAUAAAAAGCACAAGAAAUGGGAAGGAGAUGCUAUCCUAAUUACCAAAAGCAGAUCAGUAAUUCUCAAGGACACUGAGGGUAAGGAAAUUGGGCGAGGUUCAGGAUAUAAAUUAUCGGAUUUAGCUCAGCUUGAAGAAGGCAACACACUCCCUAUAGGAGGCAAAGAGGUUGAGAUACAGGGUGUUAUCUCGGCCAGCGAUUACAUAAGUGGUCGUUGCUUCCAGGGACUCGUUUUACCUGUGGAGGCACCUGACACCAAACCAGUUGUGUCAGCAUUACCCAAACCGAAACCUUUCAAACUCCCUACUUUGAAUAAGAUUUCUCAUAGUAACACGGCUUCUCAAGGUACUACAACUCCCUUGUAUGAUCCAUCAAAUCCCGAUGCCCUCGUCUUACCCAGACCACCACCUAACCACCAGUUUACAGGCUUAGUACAUUUUAAUCCAACCAAACCUUUAGUUUUAAAGAUUCUAGAGUGGCUUGUCAUCCUUGAGCGCAGAGGUAUCAGAGUGGAAUUUUGCUGGGUUCCAGCACAUGUUCGAGUGCGUGGAAAUGAAGAGGCUGUUAAUUGGCUAAAACAGCUGCAGCAGAACUACUUCCAAGGAGAUGUCCAACAUUACACAGUGAUUUCUGGCCGAAUAUCAGGUGGUCUCUGUGAUAUUUGGCAACAGGGUUGGGACUCUUCAGACUAA
Messenger RNA from Macrobrachium nipponense, 1146 nucleotides. RefSeq names its product DNA repair and recombination protein RAD54B-like. Bases 1 to 1146 code for a protein of 381 amino acids. NCBI's taxonomy places the organism in Eukaryota, Metazoa, Arthropoda, Malacostraca, Decapoda, Palaemonidae. The record is from RefSeq and is a predicted model, not a curated record. The transcript is spliced from 6 exons.